AUGCGGCAAGCUCGGAUACCCAGCAUCAUCUACAACAAGGCACGGCUAUGUAUUGCGUUGUCGAUCGUCAUCCACACGAUCAGCCUCUUCGUGGAAGGUUGGUAUUGGCCUUGGCAGCGGAACGCUGCCUUUGGCGUCUUCGCGGUGGGCGGCCUUGUCCUGUGCAUCUACGACCAGUACAUGUACGCCAUAGGCGGCGUAGGGUUCGCGGUAUGUGCGCUGUUCGACCUCUUCGCCGUUUUGCGAUGGAUCACGGAUGACGAUAACAUUGUCGAGGGUGACGACUCUUUCGACGGAUCGAGCGAAGGCACUACUGCCCUCUGGUACGCCUUGCCCCCUCUUCUCGGAGCCAUCACCAUGGGCCUGGGUGCUAUUUUUUCCUUCACGGCGGUGUUCUUCUGGGAGGACGGUGACUGCACGGCCAUGCCCCACGAGGGCAAGACCGUGGAGCUCGGACUAGCACCGAUCGCUGCGCACCCAGGGGCGCCACCCCGCGCAUACUACCCACAGUCGCCACACCCGGUGUAGCGAUGAUAACCUGUCGUCUUCGGCAAACGUGGUGGCCGGUAGUUACGACGAGGACAAAAUCGUGACAGAUACAACCAAUCUUGAUUGCAAGGCCACAGGCGAAGAGACGCCCAUUGACAUCGUCCUUUGGCAACGGGAAACUCCUGCCGAGAGUGCUAUAGACACAUACCGGGGAGAGCAUUGGUGGAUGUAGGUGGAUCGCUCGUUGUGAAAUGUUCAAGAUGGUUAGUUCUUGCCUUCCGUGCCUUCGAUUCAGUAGCAUUUCGUGGUGGGUUGGUGUAUGAUAGAUGUACCAUAAUUCUUGUGGUAAUCGCUGGUCGGCCAGCUUCUCUUCUUGUACAUUCACUUAUACAGUACUGACAUUUUUCACGGACAGUAACUCAAGCAAUGAAGAAAGGAAGACGGGACAUCUUGACAAAGGUGGUGCUCGGCGGAAUCGUUCCCUGGGUUGCGGAGACGCCGUGGUCUCGUCACCCAAGCAAUCGCAUCGCAUCAUCGACUGGACGUUCGAAUGCUUACCCGAGGCCACUAGGGUUAAUGCCGAUACCACUUCUGCGUCGGCGCCAGAGGACGAGUCUUGCAAAUUGUUUGAUUACGAGGGCAAGACGGCCCGUCGUUGCGGAUUGUGUUGAGUAGAACCGAUGGUUCCGGUGGCAGGUAGCCAUUAGAUGGCCAGACGCACCGGUUUUUGUGUACUCGUUCUGGGUUUCUCGCAGUAGACCGACGCCUGGUACUCGGGUGGUGGAAUUCGCCGGGAAUUUUCUGCUACAUGACUGACGUGUUAGAGCUCUCCCACGACCACACGUCUUGGGCCGAUGGGAUCGUAGCCGAGCAGGUGUGUAGAGCUACGGAUCACGUAAAGCUUCAAGUACCGGUAGAGCAGGAGACACCUCCGCCGAUACCCCCGCCGGAUGCCGUAUUCCCUCAGGCUCAGGAUGGGGGCGUUCAGGCUCGUUUUGGAUCAAGCGUGGUGUAGACGAUGCUGUUGUUACUGCUUGGAAGUGAUGUGGACGCUAAACGGUGCACAGCAGUGCAAAGGAUCGUC
Molecule: messenger RNA, 1573 nt
Organism: Ectocarpus siliculosus
Lineage: Eukaryota; Phaeophyceae; Ectocarpales; Ectocarpaceae
Source: the annotation of a GenBank genome assembly